UGAGGGUCGGCGAUAAGAUAGAUAGCAAGGAAAGAUGCGGGGAGAUGCCCGACAACCCCCAUUCUUGUCAGGCACAUCUGCUUAUCGGCCCCAUCUCUGUCCAUGGAGCAGCAAGCUGAUGGUUUUUAUAUGUUCCUCUCAUCAUGUGGUAGUGUAGCUUCACCUCAAUCACACACACACACACACACAUACAGCAUGGCUCCCAAAAUCCACAUCAAAGAGAAGCUCUCCCGUCCCGACAACAGUCGGAUGCAGAUCCUCGUCAUCGGCGCCGGUCUCGCCGGUUUAGGCACCUCCAUCGCCUGCCUUCUGGCCGGCCACGACGUCCACAUCCUCGAAGCCACCCACGAGAUCCGUGAAGUCGGCGCCGGCAUCCAAGUCCUCCCCAACAGCUCCCGCGUGCUACAACACUGGGGUCUGGAAGCCGCCCUCACCCCACACAUGACCCAUCCCCGCGUCUGCAACUUCAUCACCUGGAAAGGCACCCCCAUCUCCUCCCUCGACUUUUCCCAAUCCGCACAAUCCUACCCAGGCACCUGGUAUCGGGAUUUCCACCGCGCCGAUCUCCAGCGUUGUCUGCUAGAACGGGCAACGGAGCUAGGCGCGGAGAUUACCUGCGCCGCGAGAAUCGUGGAUAUCCGGGUACAAGAAGACGGCGGAUUGGCGACAGCAGUGGCGAGUGAUGGACGCGAAUGGACGGGCGAUUUGGUCGUCAGUGCGGAUGGGGUGUUUGGGAAAUUGACCGAGGUGAUGCUGGGGAGGCCAGAUCCACCAGUCAAAACGGGGGAUUUGGCGUAUCGGUUGUUGUUGUCGACGGAGGAGAUGUUGAAGGAUCCCGAGUUGAGAGAGUUUGUUACUGAUCCGCAGGUGAAUUAUUGGUUGGGGCCGGAUAAACAUGCUGUAAAUUAUGUCCUCCGACAAGGCGACCUCUUCAACAUGGUCCUUCUCGUACCAGACGACAUCCCCGAAGAAUCUCUCGCCUCGACCGUCGAAGGCAACGUUCAAGAAAUGUGUGCCUUGUUCGAAGGAUGGGAUCCCCGAAUCCAAAAACUCCUCAAACUCUGCCAAUCCGUCCACAAAUGGCGUCUCUGUAUCCGUUUCGGCGACUACAACUGGACCCAUCCGUCCGGUGCAUGGGUCAUGCUCGGAGACGCCGUCCACGCUACCCUCCCCUAUCUCGCCUCUGGCGCAGGAAUGGCCUUCGAAGAUGGCGCCGUCCUCGGCGAAUGUCUCUCCCGCCUCCCCACCAGCCCAUCCAAAACCUCCCCCGAAUUCCUCUCCGCGAAGCGCCACGCCCUCGCCGUAUUCGAGAAAUGUCGCAAACAGCGCACAAAGAUGGUCGUGGAGCGCGGAAACAUCCAGCAGUAUUUAUAUCAUCUCCAUGAUGGGGCGGAGCAGGAAGAGCGCGAUGCCAAGAUGCGCAUGGUGCCGACGCCUGAGGGGGAGGCGUUGGCGUGGAGGGAUCCAGGCCUGGCGCCGAGGUUGUUGGGGUAUGAUUUUGUUGAGGAUGUGAAUGCAAAUUGGGAUACAGUGGGAGCAACACUGGGAGAGAUAACGGGGGAGAUGGCGAGGUGGUAGGUAGGUAUAAACUGGGUAGAUGUUUCCUUGCCUUUAUGAAAAUUUCAAAUUAUGGAUAAAUAUUCAUACUAUAUCAUCCUUGAUGGAAAUGUAUCAAUUUAUUACAUUCUAC
Aspergillus sclerotioniger CBS 115572 is the source of this 1690-nucleotide messenger RNA. RefSeq names its product FAD dependent oxidoreductase. Gene Ontology annotation, molecular function: FAD binding; monooxygenase activity. The record is from RefSeq and is a predicted model, not a curated record. The transcript is spliced from 6 exons. Gene Ontology annotation, biological process: secondary metabolite biosynthetic process. The coding region runs from base 196 to 1578 and encodes 460 amino acids. Lineage: Eukaryota; Fungi; Ascomycota; Eurotiomycetes; Eurotiales; Aspergillaceae.